This is a messenger RNA of Nilaparvata lugens (brown planthopper), 6635 nucleotides long. RefSeq names its product Down syndrome cell adhesion molecule-like protein Dscam2. The transcript has 31 exons. Gene Ontology annotation, biological process: homophilic cell-cell adhesion; dendrite self-avoidance; axon guidance. The record is from RefSeq and is a predicted model, not a curated record. Bases 307 to 5835 code for a protein of 1842 amino acids. Gene Ontology annotation, molecular function: cell-cell adhesion mediator activity. NCBI's taxonomy places the organism in Eukaryota, Metazoa, Arthropoda, Insecta, Hemiptera, Delphacidae. Gene Ontology annotation, cellular component: axon; plasma membrane.
UGAACUGCAUCGUGCAUCUUUGUGCUACUGCAUGGUGAUCAUCAGUUAACAGUUGCAUGUCCGUUAUCAAUUAUCGUGGAGUACGGUUCUGUGGCAGCGGAGCACUUGUGUCAUUAUGAUGGAUGCGACUGCAUUGGAGUUGGGAUGCUGUCACAAGUUUAUUGUGGUGAUGGAGGGGGGAGAGUGUAAGGGGUGGUUUGGAGUGCGCAAGGGAUGAUUUUGAGCGCCGAACAAACCCUCAGUAAGCGUCCGACAGGCAACCUGCUCACAACCCUUACGCCUGUCCAGUCCAUCUCCGGAUCCUAGAUGUUGCUGCUUUUUCUCUUUGGUCUUCCACUCCAUCAUGUGUUGGGCUUGAGCGGCUCAGGCCAGGGUCCGGUGUUUGUGCAGGAGCCCGACACCUGGGUGCACAUCUCCAACAGGAGUGGGGCGCUACUGGCCUGCUCCGCGAGGGGGAACCCGCAGCCAGACAUCCAUUGGCUUGACAACAAUGCCCGCCAAGUCUCCAGGAUCCCUUCCUUGAGAGAGGUGCUGCUCAAUGGAAGUCUGCUGAUUUUGCCUUUCAAAGCGAGUCAGUUCAACGAUGAGGUGCAUGCUACCACAUACCGAUGCAGAGCUUCCAACAUUAUUGGCACCAUCGUCUCCAGGCCCAGUCACCUAACUGCUGACAUGGACACGUCCUACCACCUCCGCGUGCAGGACGUAGUGGUGAUAACGGGCAACGUGGCUGUGUUGAGCUGCGAUGGGGCGUCAGUCCGCGACAGUGUGCUGUGGUUCUACGAGCAGCCAGUGCUCGGUCGCACAGUGAUUCACUCUGGCGGCCGCUUCACGGUGACCGGCGCGGGCGCGCUGCACGUCCGUGACACGGAGCCCGAGGAUGCGUAUGCGCGCUUCAGCUGUCAGGCGACUAGCACUGUCACCGGCGAACGACGCGUCAGCAUGCCCGGCAAGAUUGUCGUCCUGGGCGCAGAAAAACAUCAAAUACCGCGAAUCGACCACGUAGUGAGCAAAGUGAAUGGUAAAUUGGGAUCAACUGUUGAAUUGGAAUGUAUAGCACAAGGAUACCCGCCUCCUCAUUAUCAAUGGUUCAAAGAGGCAGACGGCACACUAGUUGAGAUGGAGAGAAGCGGCUCCAUCCUCAUUCAGCCUCUGGACUCUGUGCUUCGCUUCCACAGAGUGAGACAGGAAGAUGGCGGCAAGUACACAUGUGUAGCUGCCAACAGCUUUGGUGAAGACCGCCGCGAAAUCAACCUGGCAAUUUCGUCACAUCUAUCGGUGCAGCUACAUCCAGCUUAUCAGGUGGUUGACGGUGGUUCGGAUGCCACUUUCAACUGUUCGGUGCGCGGCGGCACAACCUCCAGUGUGGUGGAAUGGCUGAAGGACGGCCAGUCGCUCACGGUGAAUGGUAAAAUAAAUUUCGACAUACUCAAGCAGCAGAUGAUCGUCAAAAGCAUAUCAAAACAAGACCAGGGAAUGUAUCAGUGCUUCGCCAAGUCGAGUGACGGCGAAAUCACACAGGCUUCGGCUGAGCUUGCCAUUGGAGCCAUCUACCCGGAGCUGCAGUCGACGUUCAUCGAGCAGACGCUGCAGCCAGGCAUGACUGUGUCGCUGAAGUGUGUCGCGUCAGGCAACCCUCCGCCACGUGUCUCGUGGCUGCUGGACGGCGGGUCGCUGCUGCCCCGGGGCGGCUACGUGCUUGGCAGCUUCCUCAGCUCGGCCGGGCUCGUCAUCAGCCAUCUCAACAUCACCGUCAUCCGGGUGGAGCACGGUGGUCUCUACACCUGUCAGGCCAGGAACAGUCUCGGGUCGGCGCAGCAUUCUGCCUCCUUGAAUAUCUACGGUCCGCCCUCACCACGAUCGCCGGUGAAUAUGACCGGUGUGCUGGAUGGGAGCGUGUGGAUGCGUUGCCCAGUGGCCGGCUAUCCCAUUGUGAGCACAGUCUGGCAACACCAGGGCGACUCACUGCCCACCAGCUACAGCCAGCGAGUCUUCAGCAACGGGUCGCUGCACCUGAGUCGCGUCUCGGCCACCGACAAGGGCGAGUACCGCUGCACCGUCAAGAACCAGCAGAGCCAGGCGGCUAGUGGUCGCAUCUAUCUCAAUGUCAUGAAGCCACCUGAAAUCUCACCAUUCCAGUUCUCCGAUGAUUUGCAAGAAGGAAGUAGAACUCAUGUUGUUUGCGCCAUCAUCUUCGGUGAUCUUCCAAUGGAAAUAACGUGGAAUAAAGAUGGUCGUCCGCUGGCACAUGACCCAGAUAUCCAAGAGCAGAGCUUGCAAUUUGUCAGCAAUUUGGUGUUCAAUAAACUUUCAGCGAGACAUGCCGGCUACUAUACUUGCGUCGCUAAAAACGCGGCCGCUCAAGCUAACCGUACUGCCAAACUUGUUAUCAAAGUGCCUCCAUCUUGGAUAAUUGAGCCACAAGACGUGUCGGUGCUGUAUCAGCAUUCUCUUACCAUGCCAUGCUAUGCAGCUGGCUUUCCUGUACCGAAAGUAAGAUGGACCAAACAAAUCGAUCAUCAAGGGGAUGAGUUCUCAGAAAUUGAAUCGAAUGCUGGAGAGUUCAUUUCGGAAAAUGGAACACUAUUCAUUCAUGCUACCGAUACAUCGCAGCAAGGGAGGUACACAUGUACAGCCGAGAAUGGCAUUGGAAAAGCACUGAAGAAAAGCAUCUAUGUUAAAGUAAAUGUUCCAGCGCAUUUCAAGACGAAGAUAAUAAACCAGAGUGGCAUGUCCGGCCAGGAGUUGAUCCUGAAGUGUGAGGCAGAGGGAGAACUCCCCCUCCGUGUGUCAUGGAGCACCAUCCCCGUGCAACCCCUCCCCCCCGCUCACUCGAGGCACACCUCCUCUGGACUCAUCUCCGAAAUUCAGUUCCACAACUUCUCCAGGAAGCAUGCCGGCGCCUAUCACUGCAAUGCCAAUAACGAGUUCGGACAAGACAAUAUGGUUAUCUACUUGACCAUAAAAGAGCCACCAGGCGCCCCGCGUAACUUGGAUGUGAUGGAGGUGGGUAGCCGGUGGCUGAGUAUCCGGUGGCUGCCUCCGAGUGGCGUCACGCCCACCUCCCAGUUCCUGGUGCAGUUCCAGAAUGACGCAGCCACGCUCUGGAACAACAUCACCGUGAACGGCAACACGCACACUGCGCAUGUCAGCGCGCUCAUUCCGCUCACCGUCUACUUCCUCAGGGUAAUCGCCAUCAAUGAUGUCGGCAGUGGCCUGCCCAGUGAGAUCAUCAGGGCUGUCACGCUGCAGGAAGCUCCAAGUAAGCAACCUCAGGACGUGAUGGUUGAAGCGGUUAACCAAAAAUCUUUAGUUGUUCGAUGGAAGUACCCUGACUUUGGAUUGAGCCGCGCCAACGUGAUUGGCUAUCACAUUUCGUACAGAGAGCCUGGCAGUCAACUGGAAGUGAAGACCGCGAGAGGACAUGAGAGGCAAGAGUUCUUGUUGAGUGGCUUAAAGCAGUUCACUCGCUAUGAAGUUACAGUCGAUGCUUUCAAUGAUGUUGGGUCGGGUCCCCCGUCUCAUGUAGUUAUCGCUACUACGCUUCAAGGAGUGCCUGAAGAGCCUCCUCAAGAAGUGCAGUGUCUUCCUGUUUCAUCACAGAGCCUGAAUGUACGCUGGGAGCCGCCGCCCAAAGAGUAUUGCAAUGGGGAGCUGCAGGGCUACAAGAUAUUCUACAAGCAAGUGGAUCCGCCAUUAGGUGCACCGGCUGAAACCGAAGUGAAGAAGAGCACCAAUCUGGAGACGAAUCUCGACGGACUGAUAAAGUUUGCCAACUAUAGUAUCCGAGUGGUGGCAUACACAUCGGCCGGCGAAGGCGUGCGCUCUCCGCCCAUUUACUGCAGCACUGAUGAGGAUGUUCCGGGUCCUCCCGACAUGGUGAAAGGUCUUGUUAUGACGUCUGACAGUAUAAUGGUUGUGUGGACACCUCCUUCCAAACCGAAUGGAGUCAUUUUAAAAUACAACGUCUACAUAAGCGGCCAAGAUAAAGAAAUAAGUAAAGAAGUGAUAGUUGGAAGUCGUAUUCUCACUUAUGAAUGGCGAAGGCUAAAGGAGUUCCAGCGAUACAAUUUUUGGGUAACAGCUUCUACCUCAGUCGGAGAGGGAGAGCCUUCCAAUAAAUUUCUGCUUUUUCCGAUGUCAAGAGGUAUGAUUUAUCAUCUUCAUACAGUAUUUCCAAAAACACUAGAGUCUAAUUUUUGUAUAUUAGUUGAUAAAACUAGUACUCACAUUUGCAGAGUUCUCGACGACGGCUCUCUACUGCUGAAUGCACUGACACCCGACAUGGCUGGCAACUACACGUGUCUGACAGAGAACGUGUUCGGGCGUGAUCAGGUGGUCUACCAGGUGGUGGUCAUCACCGAGCCUGAGCCUCCUGUGCUCGUCGUACUCACAUCCACCUCCAACACCAUCUCGCUGCAAUGGAGGACAUCCUUCGAUGGAGGUGCUCAUAUCACAGGAUAUAAACUCAGCUAUCAAUAUGCAGGAUCAAGAUGGCAGCAUAUCAGUUUGGAAGCGGAUAGAAAGAACUAUGUAUUGGGUAACCUUCUGUGUGGCACAAAGUACGAACUCUAUUUAAAGGCAUCCAAUUCGGUUGGCGAGAGUUCACCGAGUACAAUUAUACAUGCGGCAACUAAAGGACAAGCACCAGGACGAUCAGAGCAGGACGAGUUUGUAACAGUGAACUCAACGUCGGCCAUGUUGUAUUUGGAGAAUUGGCCGAACGGAGGGUGUCCAGUCACCUUCAAGGUCACUUAUCGAGCGCAUGGCGAGAACAACUGGAAGAUAUUCGGGUCUUCAAUCUCUCCUCAAGAUGCAGUGGUUAUGUCCAACUUGAAACCAGCCACCUACUAUUACCUGAGAAUUGAAAUCAGCUCAGACUCGGGACGAGUUCAGCAUGAGUACAUCUUUGCUACGCGGUCUCUCACAGGAGAAAUGAUAUCGUUGGAGCUCGGUCCAGAGAAAUCAUUUUCCGUCCUACAAUGGAAUAUUUUGUUUCCAGCAGCAUCAAUUAUCAUCUGUAUUUUCGCAAUACUCUCCUGUGUUUACAUGCUGACAAAGAAGAGAAGUCCUCAAGAAUUCCAAUCCAAUGAGACUUCAGGCAUCAAAAGUCUGAUGGAACUCGAGAAUCAGCGCAAUGAUCACCAGUGUCAUGCAUACUCGCCCUCACCAAGCAGAAAGGUCGAGACAAAAACAAAUGAGAAUGGCUCCGAUUAUGAGAUUUGUCCUUAUGCAACACUGAACUUGCAAACGAUGGCCCACUCGAUGCAAUUCGAAACAUUCAGCCAGAGAGACUGCUAUUCGGGCCAACCGCCCUCUAGCGGCGCUGGUGGUCAUUACUCGUCACGGGCCCGGCUCAAGGACAAAAUGAAUAUGUCUGCCAGUCCUUCAGAUGGACUCGACUUGGAGAUAUCAUGUAUAUCUAGUCAACAAACGUUACCAAUAAAGAAAAAAAGAGUAUUAAAAGAUGAAGCCAGGACGAGAUUCAAUUGUCAUUAUGAGAGCAGUAGUUGCGACAAGCCUAUGCCACACUAUACGCCUUCGCAUUUGUCCAGAAACGCAGAUUCAUCAGUUUUCGACUUGGACUCGAGCACAGAAUCAGCUGAAGCAUCACCAGAAGUGAAGAGAUCGAAGCGUGGCGCCUCAUCAAGAAUACAGCCUCCAACAGAGUUUUCAGAUAACAGAGAAGUAUCAGAUGUUGAAUGUGACAGAGAAAGAGAUAAUUUACGUCUUCAGUUAUUGGAUCAUUCCAAAUUCGAGAAACAACUCUACAGUCGGGUCAAAAUGUACCGGCAAGACAAGAAUCAAGAAUCAUAUGGAUGUGCAAUUCAUGUUUAAUGAGCUAAGGAUUAUACAAUGUACAAUUACACAAUAUUAGUGGUUCUUAAUGUUUGUUUAUCCUUGAUGUUUUACAUUAAUCCUCAAUUUCGGAUUUCUAUGUAAAUUCAUGCUCUGGUAUUCAUCUCGUUUUUUUAGAUUUCUUGUUUCUGGUUUAUCGAAUUAAACUGUACUAGUCAAUUAAUUAUGUAUAUCAUUUGAACUAUGCUCAACUAUUCAUAGAGUGAUACUUUUUAUUCAUUGUGUUGAUUUCAAUAUUGAUAUCACAGACAAACGAAAUUCAAUGAAUAAUAAUAAAGAAACGAGGAUACGUAGGUUCAGCCUGAUAGGCAGAAUUGAACUGUGCCAACACAAUAAUAGUGAUACAGUAUACGGUACGGUACUGUAUUAUGUAUUAAAUUAUUGAUCUAUUCCAAUACCAAUGACCUUUUCUGUAAUCUUCAGAAAAUACUUUCUUCAAUGUGUGGUUUUUGCAGUGAGAGUGGGCGUAAGUUGUAGACAGUAUAACUGAACAGAAGGAAAACUAUAUUCUUGAUGAGGUGUUAUUAUUGCCUCUGUUCUACUGAGAUCAAUUCAACUGAUUCAUUGAAAACACAAUGAUAUACAUGAUAAGUUUUCAAAAAAAUUUGUGUCAGAGUAUCAUUGUAUUUUGUGAAAACUACCAUUAGAGCUCCUAAGAAUAAUUAUUAUUUCAAUAUUGUUGAAACAAUUCUAUAAAAAUUCUUAUAUAUUUAUAGAAACUAUGAAAAUAUAAGCUGUAUAUUGGAAGAAUGGAAAAAUAAAGAGUGAUAUUGGUCAAU